Penicillium oxalicum is the source of this 546-nucleotide messenger RNA. Its product is annotated as mating alpha-pheromone PpgA. The transcript has a single exon. Lineage: Eukaryota; Fungi; Ascomycota; Eurotiomycetes; Eurotiales; Aspergillaceae. The coding region runs from base 1 to 546 and encodes 181 amino acids. The record is from RefSeq and is a predicted model, not a curated record.
AUGAAGUUCGUCAACAUCGCCCUUGCCCUCAUGGCAGCCACUGCUGUCUCGGCCGCUCCUGGUCGUACCAUGCAGAAGUGGUGCGGUCAUCCCGGUCAGGGUUGUGCCAAGCGCUCCGCUGAGCCUGCUCCCGUUGCCAUCGCCGAGCCUGAGCCCGUUGCUGCUCCUGGCCGUACCAUGCAGAAAUGGUGUGGUCACCCUGGCCAGGGCUGUGCCAAGCGCUCCGCUGAGCCUGCUCCUGUUGCUGUUGCCGAGCCUGAGCCCGUCCCCGCCCCUGGUCGUACCAUGCAGAAGUGGUGCGGUCACCCUGGUCAGGGGUGCUACAUGAUGAAGCGCACCGCCGAUGUGACCUUCGAGGUCAAGCGCUCCGCCGAUGCUCUCGCUGAGGCUAUGGCUGAGGCCCAGCCCGCUGCCCUUCAGAAGUGGUGCGCCCACCCUGGCCAGGGCUGUGCCAAGGUCAAGCGCACCGCUGACGCUGUUGAGGAGGUCAAGCGCUCUGCUGCGGCUCUCGCCGAGGCCAUCGCCUCCAUGGAGGAUGAGGAGUAG